GAAAGCUAAGGCCGCGUUGGGGUGAGGCCCUCACUUCAUCCGGCGACUAGCACCGCGCCUGGCAGAGCUAUCUCAGUACUCGCUCACGCCAUGGCCUCCAUCUCAGAGCUCGCCUGCAUUUACUCAGCCCUCAUUUUGCAUGACGAUGAGGUGACCGCCACGGAGGAUAAGAUAAAUGCCCUCAUUAAAGCAGCUGGUGGAAAUGUUGAACCUUUUUGGCCUGGCUUAUUUGCAAAGGCCCUGGCUGAUGUCAACACUGGGAGCCUCAUUUGCAAUGUAGGGGCUGGUGGACCUGCUCCAGCAGCUGGUGCUACACCAGCAGGAGGUCCUGCCCCCUCCACUGCUGCUGCCCCAGCUGAGGAGAAGAAAGUAGAAGCAAAGAAAGAAGAAUCUGAGGAAUCUGAUGAUGACAUGGGCUUUGGUCUUUUUGACUAAAUCUUUUUUGUAAUGUGUUCAAUAAAAAGUUGAA
This is a messenger RNA of Nycticebus coucang (slow loris), 469 nucleotides long. Its product is annotated as 60S acidic ribosomal protein P1-like. Gene Ontology annotation, cellular component: ribosome; cytosolic large ribosomal subunit. Gene Ontology annotation, molecular function: protein kinase activator activity; structural constituent of ribosome; ribonucleoprotein complex binding. Lineage: Eukaryota; Metazoa; Chordata; Mammalia; Primates; Lorisidae. The transcript has a single exon. Bases 91 to 435 code for a protein of 114 amino acids. The record is from RefSeq and is a predicted model, not a curated record. Gene Ontology annotation, biological process: translational elongation; cytoplasmic translation.